AUGUCUAAGGUGUUUUUCGAUGUGGAGGCCGAUGGCCAGCCAUUGGGCAGAAUUGUGUUCCAGUUGUACAACGACGUGACUCCAAAGACUGCGGAGAACUUCAGAGCGCUAUGCACUGGCGAGAAGGGUUUCGGGUACGCUGGCUGCCCAUUCCACAGAGUCAUCCCUGACUUCAUGUUGCAGGGCGGUGACUUCACUCACGGGACCGGCGUGGGCGGCAAGUCGAUCUACGGCGGCAAGUUCCCAGACGAGAACUUCGUCAAGAAGCACGAGAAGCCAGGUUUGUUGUCGAUGGCCAACGCGGGCCCCAACACCAACGGCUCCCAGUUCUUCAUCACGACUGUGCCAUGUCCAUGGUUGAACGGUAAGCACGUUGUGUUCGGCGAGGUGAGCGAGGGUAUGGACGUUGUCAAGAAGGUGGAGUCCAUGGGGUCCUCUUCUGGCGCGACCCGUGCUAGAAUCGUGAUCUCCAAGUCGGGUGAAUUGUAA
Eremothecium gossypii ATCC 10895 is the source of this 489-nucleotide messenger RNA. RefSeq names its product peptidylprolyl isomerase CPR1 (gene CPR1). Gene Ontology annotation, biological process: protein peptidyl-prolyl isomerization; protein folding. The record is from RefSeq and is marked provisional. Lineage: Eukaryota; Fungi; Ascomycota; Saccharomycetes; Saccharomycetales; Saccharomycetaceae. Gene Ontology annotation, molecular function: peptidyl-prolyl cis-trans isomerase activity. Bases 1 to 489 code for a protein of 162 amino acids. The transcript has a single exon.